This is a messenger RNA of Dothidotthia symphoricarpi CBS 119687, 621 nucleotides long. RefSeq lists its product as uncharacterized. NCBI's taxonomy places the organism in Eukaryota, Fungi, Ascomycota, Dothideomycetes, Pleosporales, Dothidotthiaceae. The record is from RefSeq and is a predicted model, not a curated record. The coding region runs from base 1 to 621 and encodes 206 amino acids. The transcript is spliced from 2 exons.
AUGCCGUACGCAAUCAAAGUCGGAAUAGUACAUCAAGGGAACAUGCCUCCAGCUGAACAACACAUGUCGAAUAACAUAGUCGACGGCCAGCUCGCCUUCUACAAAGUGGGGGAAAUCACGUUCGCAGAGCGUGAGCUCAGCAUAUUUGGCACUGGCGGAAAGAAACUGAAGGCCUUCUUCACCAUCCUACUCUACCUGCUCAACGCUCUCGACAACAGAAAUACCAUCACGUCCAACCACUUCAUCACCUGUGUGCACAGCCCAGCCUCGGAGGGAAGACCAACAAAGCAGAUCGGGCAUGAAAAAGAAGCAGGGGAACUGCGCAUCUUGCGGGGCGACAAUAUCAAAGCAAUCCAGGACUCCGAUAUCGUCAUGCUCGGCGUAGAUCUAGCAGACGCUGAGGCUACGCUGAAGCAAAACGGGCAAGAGGCGACAUUAUCAAAGCAGUCCAGGACUCCGAUAUUGUCAUUCUCGGCGUGGAUCCACCGUCCUAUUCUACUGUCGCGUGAUAUGGGUUUCGUUCUCGGCUUUCGGCAGAAGGGCCUUGUGAAAGGAGGAUACUGGGUGAAGCAUACAAUUACUUCCUUCACUCCUGUGGACUUGAUAAGAAUCAUGCUGUAG